AUGGCGUCCGAGAAUAGUCCCCUCUUGCCCAGCGACGGCCGGCCAUCGUCAUCCUCCGCCGGCCGCCGCUGGUCCCGCGUACGCGAGUUCGCCCUCUUCACCUGGGCUCUCCUCGCCACCGCCGCCGUCAUCGUCAUCGCCGUCUGGACCCAGCACAAUGAGCAGACGUCGGCCCAUGGCGACCGUUCCGCCAAGCGCAACCUUGUCUUCAUGGUCUCGGACGGCAUGGGCCCUGCCUCCCUCUCCCUUACCCGCAGCUAUCGCCAGCACGUCGAAAGCCUGCCCCCCCACGACACCCUCGUCCUCGACAAGCACCUCUGGGGCUCGAGCCGCACCCGCUCCAGCAACUCACUCGUCACCGACAGCGCCGCCGGUGCCACGGCCUUCUCCUGCGGCAAGAAGAGUUACAAUGGCGCCAUCUCCGUGCUGCCCGACUUGGAGCCCUGCGGCUCUGUCCUCGAGGCUGCCAAGCGAGCUGGAUACAUGACGGGCCUCGUCGUCACCACCGACAUUACCGAUGCCACCCCGGCCUGCUUUGCCAGCCACGUCCUGCUCCGAGGCAUGCAGGACGAUAUCGCCCUGCAAGAGAUUGGCCACGGCCCCCUGGGGCGCUCCGUCGACCUCAUGCUCGGCGGCGGUCGAUGCCAUUUCCUGCCCAACACCACCUCGGGCAGCUGCCGCCAAGACAACGUCGACGUGGUGCGCAUGGCGCAGGACAAGUACGGCUGGACCUACGCCGACAACCGCGACGACUUUGACUCUCUCAAGGGCGGCGACAACGCCCAGCUGCCCUUGCUCGGCCUCUUCGCCACGGCAGACGUACCCUUUGAAAUGGACCGCAAGAAACUGAACAUCUUCCCCAGCCUGAGCGAAAUGGCCGGCACGGCCCUGCGCGCCCUGGAAAAGGCUACCGCCGAUAGCGAUAAAGGCUUCUUCCUUAUGAUCGAGGGCAGCCGCAUCGACCACGCCGGCCACAUCAACGAUCCCGCCGCCCAGGUGCGCGAGGUUCUCGAGUAUGACAGGACGUUUGAUGCCGUCCUGAACUUCCUCAAACAGAGCAGCGCCGAGGGCGUCCUCGUCGCGACCAGCGACCACGAGACUGGCGGUCUCUCCCUCGCCCUCCAAGAGCCGUAUCACCGGCCUGUGUACAACUGGUACCCCCAGGUCCUCGCCAAUGCCUCGUCUUCGUGCGAGAAGCUCGCCGCCGAGUUGCAGCAUCACAUUGCCCAAAGCCCUGCGUCCCUCUCCCGCGACAAACUCAAAUCGUGGAUCAAUGACGAGCUUGUUGUCCGCGGCCUGGGCAUCGCCGACGCCACCGACCGGGAGCUUUCCCUCCUUGCCAAACAUCCCGAGAUCUCGACCGCCACCUUUGCAGCCAUCAUCUCCCUGCGCGCACACAUCGGCUGGAGCACGCACGGGCACUCGGCAGUCGACGUCAACGUUUACGCCUCGGGUGGCCCAGAGGUGGACAAGAUUCGCGGCAACGUCGAGAACACGGAUGUCGGUCAGUUCCUGAGCGACUACCUGGACGUCGACGUCGACGCAAUCACCAAGGAGCUCAGGCACAAGAUGGUCAGGGGCCCCCCCAGGUCAACCGAGGCAGAGGGCCCGCCGUUGAAAUGGUCCACGGGCAGCUACCACGUCGCCGAAGGCCCGUGA
Hirsutella rhossiliensis is the source of this 1659-nucleotide messenger RNA. RefSeq names its product alkaline phosphatase domain-containing protein. The transcript is spliced from 2 exons. The coding region runs from base 1 to 1659 and encodes 552 amino acids. Gene Ontology annotation, cellular component: fungal-type vacuole membrane. Lineage: Eukaryota; Fungi; Ascomycota; Sordariomycetes; Hypocreales; Ophiocordycipitaceae. Gene Ontology annotation, biological process: dephosphorylation. The record is from RefSeq and is a predicted model, not a curated record. Gene Ontology annotation, molecular function: alkaline phosphatase activity.